This is a messenger RNA of Cotesia glomerata, 710 nucleotides long. RefSeq names its product receptor expression-enhancing protein 5-like. Bases 98 to 643 code for a protein of 181 amino acids. The record is from RefSeq and is a predicted model, not a curated record. Lineage: Eukaryota; Metazoa; Arthropoda; Insecta; Hymenoptera; Braconidae. The transcript is spliced from 4 exons.
CAAAAACUCGUUUAAUAUUAUAUUUACUAUAGUUGUUAUAUUAAAUUAGUCAAUCAUUGUAUUUUUUUCAUUGACCAAACGUAAAUUAAGUAAAAAAAUGGCACGAGUUGCUGCAGCAAAAGAGAGUAUCGAAAAGGCUCUGAAGGAUGAAAGUAAACCGUGGGCUAAAUUAUUUUCAAUUGCAGAAGCCAAAACUGGCAUUGAUCGGCUUUACAUAUUUCUGGGUUUAGUAGGAUUUUUAGCUCUGUACCUAGUAAUUGGAGUCGGACAGCAGCUAGUUUGUAACAUUAUUGGCUUUGUUUAUCCUGCCUAUUGUUCUAUGAAGGCACUUGAAUCUCGAAGUAAAGAGGAUGACACCAAAUGGUUGACUUAUUGGGUUGUCUUUGCUGUAUUUACCAUUAUUGAAUUUUUUUCCGAGUACAUCGUGUGCUGGUUUCCGGUGUAUUGGCUUUUUAAGUGCAUUUUUUACAUUUGGUUGAUGGUUCCACUUGAAUACAAUGGCUCCAUUGUUCUCUAUCACCGUUUUAUUAGACCAAAAUUCAUCAAGUAUCAGCCGGAUGUUGACAAUCUCAUAUCAAAGACUCGUGAUACUGUCGCAAAAGCUACAUCUGACGUAAUACGAGACUCUUUCAAAAAGGAAUGAUAAAUAGUAGGAGUACCUAGAAAAAUUGUCAAUCACGGGUUAGAAAAUGAAAAUAUUUUUGUUUAUU